Messenger RNA from Pocillopora damicornis (cauliflower coral), 1305 nucleotides. RefSeq lists its product as uncharacterized. The record is from RefSeq and is a predicted model, not a curated record. NCBI's taxonomy places the organism in Eukaryota, Metazoa, Cnidaria, Anthozoa, Scleractinia, Pocilloporidae.
AAGCUACACCAUUGAAAACAUCAGAUACAAUAACAAAGAAAGGGCAAUCUUUUGACGUAAAUCGUCGUGCAGUCUAUCAUUCUCUGGAGACAGGAGGUGGCUAUGAAGGGCUAGUAACCUUUUGCAGCAUCAUGAACAUGCCAUGUCUAUCACUACCUGCUUAUUACAGACAAGUAGACACAAUACUUGAGGCUUUAGAAGCUGAAGCCAAAGAUGAAAUGACACAGGCAGGGAUAAGAGUUCGCGAGUACAUCCUGAAGGAAAGUGGAGAUGAAGUCAAUGAUGAUGUAGUCGAUGCAGCCGUUUCGUUUGAUGGUACAUGGGCGAAAAGGGGGUUUACCUCUCUGACUGGAGUUGUUUUUGUUAUAUCUGUAGACACUGGAGAGGUUCUUGACUAUCAUGUCCUUUCAAAAGAAUGCCGGAAAUGUACCAUGAAAAGGUCUCAGUGUCAAACUGACGAGGAGUUCGAAGCAUGGCAGAUUGAGCAUCUUGCUUCCAAUGAGUGUGACAUUAAUUUUAAUGGAAGCUCACCUGCAAUGGAAGCUGAGGGUGCCAUAGUUGUUUGGAGUAGAUCUGUGGAACUGCAUAAAAUAAGGUAUAAAUGGAUGGUUUCUGACGGAGACAGUAAGGCAUUCAAUACUGUGGAGAAUAUAUAUGGCGAUGACUGCAAGGUGGAAAAACUGGAUUGUGUUGGGCACGUGCAAAAACGCAUGGGCAAGCACCUACUUAAUCUUAAAGCAAGAACCAAAGGUAAACUUGCAGAUGGCAAACCCAUUGGAGGACGGGGCCGACUGACUGAGAGCCGCAUUAAACGCCUUCAGAAGUACUAUGGUCUAGCCAUUAGACAAAACACCCUAACUAAAGCAAACCUAACAGAAAGAGAGGUUGAUGUUGUUGUUUACACCAUGAAGAAAAAUAUCAUUGCCAUCCUCCAUCACAGUGUCCAGUCACAAGAUGCUGCUAAACAACAUCGCUUCUGCCCUGUUGGUGAGGAUUCCUGGUGUAAAUGGCAACAAGAUUGUGCUACUGGAACAAAUACUUAUGAAGCAGGUGACUGUUUGCCUGAAGUGUUCUUUGAACUGCUGAAGCCAACAUUCAUCACACUUAGUGAAACUAAGCUGCUCCAAAGGUGUGUGCGUGGCGCCACCCAAAAUCGCAAUGAAUGCAUCAACGGACUGGUGUGGGCACGCUGCCCAAAACACAAGCAUCAUGGUGCCAAGGUGAUUAGAUGUGCAGUUGCUUCUACUGUGUGCCAUUUUCAUAGUGGAGCUGCCAGCAGAGCAAGAAUAAUGCAGAGACUGGUAA